Cryptococcus deneoformans JEC21 is the source of this 2718-nucleotide messenger RNA. Its product is annotated as expressed protein. Lineage: Eukaryota; Fungi; Basidiomycota; Tremellomycetes; Tremellales; Cryptococcaceae. The record is from RefSeq and is a predicted model, not a curated record. The transcript has 2 exons. Bases 136 to 2631 code for a protein of 831 amino acids.
UACAUCUCCAAGGAAAUCGAGCCUCGCAUUGUGUGUAUUUUGAGCUAUAAAAGAAAGAAUCAUAUUGGUUCAUGGCCCAGUGAUUUCAGCGGAGACUUUAGUCUACUGUAAGGUAGAAAGGCGUGCGUUGUGGGAAUGAUGGCUGGAUUGCUCAGAUGUCCCAACUUUCGGGGAACUGUAUUGCGCAAUGUCUCCCCCACCAUUCCUCGGAAGUCUGGCUCUAUAUACCGACUGUCGACGAGGCAGAACCAAACUUGCGCACCUUCUGACCACAGGCUUUUAUCGACAAAAAAACCUCCCGAAGGGAGUAGAUUUGAAAACGAGGCCACCCACUUGAUUUAUGCCCGGCCUCUUGCCUCCUCUUCAACGCCACCAAUUCCAAUUUCGCAAGUGAUCCAAAUCCUCCAACAGACUUCAUGCGACUUAAUAACUCUGGUUCAGCUCGUAUCAGACUUAGAAAAGGGCGACCUAGCUUAUGUGCAAGAGGCACUGAGGUAUUUGCUACCCUGUUUGGGAAGGCGAAGGAUGGCUGUCCUACUUCCUCGCGUAUUGGAUAUCUGGAUGGAAAAAGUUGAUGUCGAAUUGGAGGAAGGCCGAGUGGAGCAGGCACAACUGCAGACCUGGUACCAUCAAAUCGUCAAGAUGCUUUCCCAUUUUAUCAUCACUCCUGGAGAAACCACACAUCAAUCUCAUCAAGAUCCUCUCCCUGGAUAUAUCAAGAAGCAAGUCGUUCGCCUCAUUUCUCACCUCAUCGACAUUCUUCCUUUCUUUCCGUCCUCUUCAACACAACGCCCUUGCAUUAAUUUCUCCUUACUCGAACGCUUGUUCACUAGGCGGUAUUUGUCUACCGAACUAAGAGUUGUUUUGGCGAAGCAUUGCGUUGAGAAUGGUAUUGAGCUGAGCGCGAGGAUGUGGCAUGAGUGUGUUAUGGUUUCUCUCUCUGAGAACGAUACCAAAAUGGUUAGAAAGCUGGAGAAGAGAAAGCAGGCCGCUUUGGACAAAGAAGCUGAGGCCCAGGAAACUUUCCGUGGAAAACGCAGAAGUCAAACUAAGUCCAAGAGGAGGAGAAGACUCCGCAAAAUCGCGGACCUCAUUUCUCGACUGCAAAUCACCAACACUGACUCUUCCCACGAGAAGCUUUUCCACGUUCUUGAACCAUACCUCGAUCCACCAUCGUUGGAAUCCCUUCCAUCUUUGCCCGCCAAUCCUUCAUCUCCGUCAGAUGGCAAGGGACUUUCACAUAUACCCAGCUCGCAUCUCGUACAACACGCAUGGUCAAUCCUUUUAACAAGACUAUCCAAGGACAAAACGGUCUCGGCAGACAUGCUGCUUGAGUUAUCGGAUAGCAUGCCAAUGAAGUAUACAACCGGACGCACCCUCACCCCCAUAAUGCAUGGGCUGUUGAGGAGAGGAGAGGGUCCCAGAGCUUGGUCGAUUUGGCGAGAACUCGUAUCGAAAGAGAGCAAGUUAGAAAAACGAAGUGAAAAAGGAUUGUUCGUCGACCGGGUGUCCCUGUCAGUGGGAGCUCAGAUAUGUCAUGGCGUCGCAGGCUUGGACAACGCAAUUGAAAUGGUGGAUCUCUGGGCUCAUCGUCCAUGGCAGCCACCGCCUGUUCAAGGACAGAUGGAGAAUUCGAUCUUUCUCGAUACCCAAUGCGUUAACAUCCUUCUCACCCUUUGCCAAAUCGAUGGCGCCACCAGUACGGCAUUUCGUUUGUGGAAAGCAGCUCUUCCUCGAUGGGGAGUUUACGUCGACCAUAUCUCACUCAAGAUACUUAUUGAUAUUGCUCGAUAUCACAACGUCCACGACAAAAGCGUACAACCAGACGCUGAUGUUUUCAAAGAAAGAUUACGCCAGAUGGUAGAUGGCUUCAGCUUCUGGAGAGAAGGGCGUGGGGAGGAAGGUGCUGCAGUGGCUUAUGAUGCGUACGAGGAUGCGGGAUUUGCGAAAGGUUCAACAUCGGUGCUUCUUGCUCCAUCCGGCAAUUUCAAUGCCCACGAAAAAGAAGACUGGAGGUUCGAGAAGCCAUGGCAAAUGGCACGGGUGAUAUUUCGACAAGUUGUGCUUGGAAAUUGGCCGCAUCUGCGAGAAACUCAAUCUCCGCUAGAUGAGGUCGAUCAGUCUGCGUUUGAUAAAUUCACCUCAUUAUUUGAUGGUGAUUUGCACAUUCCCCGCCAUGCUUCCGGGGAUAAACCUCGUAAACUGAACCAGGACAGCCUCCCAGACCCAAACGCGCGAUAUACCCACAUCAUUCCGACUGCUUCGACUUUCCAUUCUUACAUAUCUCUCCUGGGGUAUUACAAUCAUCCGCAUGAAAUUCCUGUUGCUUUGGCGUGGAUGAAAGCGCUUUCUAUCGUACCCACUUGGUUUACGAUGCGAUUGGCAUUGAUGCAUAUAUGUGAAGCCGAGGGACCCAGGCGGUGGGUUCGAAAGUGGGGCAAAGAAGGGAAGGGAAGAUUGGUCAGAGAUGAGGAAAUCAUGAGACGAUGGCUAGAGGAAUGGCUGCUACAGGAGGAUAGCGGCGGAAAUGGGGGGCUGGGAGAUAAUCGGGCAGAUAUAGUGCCCAGUGAAGAAGAAGUAGCUGCUUUCAGGAGAAUGUUUGCAGAAAGGAAUCAGAGAGUCACAGCAUAGAAAAUUGAUGCUAUACAUAUACGUCUGACAACUGACAGUACUUCAGUCGCGGUCUUAUAAGGCCAAAGCGAUAUAUCUGAAGCAAAU